This is a messenger RNA of Lycium barbarum (goji berry), 1926 nucleotides long. RefSeq names its product early nodulin-like protein 1. The coding region runs from base 1 to 1926 and encodes 641 amino acids. The record is from RefSeq and is a predicted model, not a curated record. Lineage: Eukaryota; Viridiplantae; Streptophyta; Magnoliopsida; Solanales; Solanaceae. Gene Ontology annotation, cellular component: plasma membrane. Gene Ontology annotation, molecular function: electron transfer activity. The transcript is spliced from 3 exons.
AUGGCUUUACAGAAACAUGUUCCAAUAUUGGUGCUACUGCUGAUUUUUUGGUCUAGCUCUUCGAACGCUUAUCAAUUCGACAUUGGAGGCAUAGAUGGUUGGAUUUUCAACCCUCUUGAACCUUACAAUCAAUGGGCUCAACAAAUGAGAUUUCAAGUGAAUGACACUCUUUUGUUUAAGUAUAAUAAAGGAUCAGAUUCAGUGUUGGAAGUAAAUAAAGAUGAUUAUGAUAAGUGCAACACAGAAAAUCCAAUCAAGAAAAUGGAAGAUGGAAACUCUGUUUUCAAAUUUGAUCGUUCGGGUCCUUUUUAUUUUAUUAGUAGUAAUAAGGGUAAGUGUAAAGAAGGACAAAAGAUGGCUAUUGUUGUUCUAGCUGUUAGACCACAACCUCCUUCUCCGGCUCCAGAGGCUCAUGAAGGAUCAUCCACACACGUUUCACCGUCACCAAAAGGGGAUCCGAGUUCUGAUUCUCCUACGGGUAAAACCACGGUAGCAUCUCCCAUGGCCCAUGCACCUGAAAAGGCUCAAAAAGGGGUGUCACUUGUCCCUACAGGUUCUCACUCAUCGACUACGGGCCAUGCACCAGGAAAGGCGCCAACACCGUUGCAUGUGCCUCGAGGAAUUAGCUUACACCCACCUCUAACGACUCAUUCUCCAGGGGUGGCUCCAACAUUGGCACCGCCUGUUCCAACUAGUUCUCACUCAUCUCCAGCAUCCAGUGCACCCGAAAAGGCCCCAUCACCAGAAUCGUCUCAUGUGCCUUCUGGUUCCCAUUUAGCUCCGACGGCUCAUGUGCCUACAAAGGCUCCCAUGCCGACAUCGUCGCAUGUGUCACAUUUAUCUCCUAAGGCUCAUGCACCAGGAAAGGUUCCAAGUGGUGUGUCCAUUGCCCCUGCUGGCUCCCACUUAUCUCCAGCAGCACAUGCACCCGAAAAGGCUCAAACACCUGCAUUGUCGCAUGUGUCCCAAAGUCCAAGUUCACACCAAUCUCGAGCAGCUCAUGCACCAGCCAAGACUCCAAUUGGGGCGUCACCAGUUCCUGCUAGCUCCCACGCAUCUCCAAUUGCUCAUGCACCUGGUAAGGCGCCAAAACCGUCAUCACUGAAUCUGCCUCGAGCUCAUGCACCUGGAAAAGCUCCAACCGCAGCGUCACCUGCUGGAUCCCACCCAUCUCCAACUAACCAUGCACCUGAAAAGGCGCCAACACCCAUAUCCAGUGUUCCUCGAGGUACUAGUUCACACCCACCUUCAACAGCUCAUGCACCAGAAAAGGCUUCAUCAGAGUUGUCACAUGCGCCUGCUGGUUCACCCUCAUCUCCAACAGGCCAUGCACCCGUAAAGGCUCCAACACCUGUAUCCAAUAUUCCUCGAGGUACUGGCUCAAAUGCACCUUCUACGGCUCAUGCACCAGAAAAGGCUCCAUCCAAGUCGUCACAUGCGCCUGCUGGUUCUCGCUCAUCUUCCCAUGCACCCGUAAAGGCGCCAACACCUUCAUCCUCACAUGUUCCUGCUAGUCCUAGCUCACACCUAACCCCGAAUGCUCAUGCACCCGAAAAGGCUCCAUCGCCCACAACUUUCAAGAAAUCCCCUAGUUCUAGUUCACACCUAUCUCCAACAUCUCAUGAACCCUCAACAACGUCAGACGUACCUUCUCUUUCACCAACAAAAGGCAAACCGUCCAACGAAUCUUCUUCAGUUUCAUCUCCCACGUCAUCAAGCACACCAAGAUCAGCAACGAGUUCUCCGACGGAAAGUAUUUCUCCAGCCACCGGCGGAAAUAUUCCGGCAGACAUUGAUUCACCAGCUAGCUCACCAAUCAAUUCUCAAUCAUCAGCAGAGAAGGCAAAUACUCCUUCAGUUGUUGUGAUGUCAACAAUGUCACUCCUCUUGACUCUGGUUUUGGGAGGAUUUGUUAUUUCACCUUAG